AUGAGGUUUGGUACGGUGGAGGAUAGCUUGGAGGAGAUCUUGAAGAGGUUAGAUAAGCGUCCGGUGGAGGAGUAUGAUGGCGAUCUUCGUUCGCGAGCUCCAGAGUCUUCGAGUCCGACGUUUCAGGUACCGAUUCGUAACUCGGAGAUGAAUCGGAACAAUACCUCACCUGGUUUUCGUUCUGGAGAUUUGAAUCUGAUGACUCGUGAUAGUAUGCUUAAGAAGAUUGAGAUGCCGAGUUGUGAUGGAUCGAAGAUAUCUGAUUGGUUAGUGGAUAUUGAACACUUCUUUGUUGUUGGUCGCUUUCAUGAUCAUGAACGACUAGAUCUGAUUCCGCUAUGCAUUAAAGGACGAGUGAAGAAGUGGUUUGCUUGGGCGUUGCGCCGUGGUGGAUUCCGCAAUUGGUUGGAGUUCAAACAACAAUUGGUUUUGCGUUUUACAAAAUCCAUUGAUGAGGAACCAAGCACAAGAUUUUUUUCCAUCAAACAGACGGGAUCAGUAGCUGAUUAUGUGAGCGAGUUUGAGGAGUUAUCAACUCAGGUACCAGGCAUUGAAGAUAGACAUUUGGGGAGGAUAUUUUAUAAUGGCUUGAGUACUGAGAUGAAGGAAGUGAUUAAGAUGAAGGAUCCACAAGGCCUAGCAAACUUCAUUGCAGCCAUCCUCAGAAUGGAGAAGAGUGCUUUCUACAAGGUGGUGAGCAAGGUUGGUCCUAAUGAAGUUGUGGGUGCUACUCGAGCCACUAAUACGCAUCGUGGUGCUUGUCAUAACAAUGGAGGUAAAGUCUGGGAUAAGCAGAGAGGUGAUUCAAGUGGGGGUUAUCGAGGUGAUCAACAGUUUGUUCAAAGGCCAAGGUUGAAAUACACUGAUGCUGAGAUUAGGGCGAUGAUUGUGGUGCAUGUGAUUGAGAUGGAAGUUACGGAGGAAGAAGAUGUUGUUUUACAAGAAGUGGAUCAUAAUAUGUGCUGUGAAGUGAGAACCUUGUCUAUGGAUUCAUUCUUGGGGAUUGACUCUCCGAAGACUAUGAAGUUACGAGGACGGAUUGGUCAGAGGGAGUUGUGUGAGGUUGAUUGGAGGCUGCAAGAGUUUUCUUUCUUCUAUGAGGGUGUGCGGGUGACUUUAUAUGGUGAUCCAACACUUCAUUGCAAGAAACUUUCGUUGAAGUCCCUACCACCAGUUUACUAUGACCCGUUUGGUGGCCCUGAUAUGUUGUUGAUGUCUGUUGUGGUUCCACUUGUUACCACUAGUUUGGAACCUUGUAUGGCGGCGUUGUUGAGUUCAUUUGAAGACGUUUUCGUUGUACCUACUGCUUUACCUCCUCUACGAGGGCAGGAGCAUGCUAUCAACUUGACAUCCGGAGUAUCUGCAAUUUUGGUUCAUCCUUAUAGAUACCCGCACGGGAGGAAAGUAGUUAUGGAGAAGAAGGUUCAGGAAAUGUUAGAGGCAGGUAUCAUCAGACCAAGUGUGAGCCCCUUUUCCUAUCCUGUUCUACUGGUGAAGAAGAAAGAUGGUGGUUUUCGGUUUUGUGUUGAUUAUAGAGCUCUGAACAAGUCUACUAUACCAGACAAGUAUCUGAUUCCCAUUAUUAAUCAGCUAGUUGAUGAGUUGUAUGGUGCAGUAGUCUUCUCGAAGCUUGAUCUCAGUAGUUCUUUGGAGGCUCAUGAAGAGCAUUUGAGGAAGGUGUUACAAGUACUUUGGGAACAAUCACUCUUUGCCAAUCAGAAGAAAUGUUCUUUUGGGGUUACUCAAGUUGAAUACCUCGGUCAUAUCAUUUCCAAAGAAGAGGUGGCUGCGGAUGCUGCGAAGACUGAAGCUAUGGUUAAGUGGCCUACACCUAAAACUGUGAAGCAAUUGCGAGGGUUUCUCGGUUUGACAGGGUAUUACAGGAGGUUUGUCAAAACUUAUGGGUUAAUGGCUAAGCCUCUCACAUCAUUGAUGAAGACAAAUCGGUUUGCUUGGAGUUCGGAGGCUCAGAAUUCAUUUGAGAAAUUGAAGUCUGCUAUGGUUAACGUUCCAGUCUUAACUUUACCAGAUUUUUAG
Brassica oleracea var. oleracea is the source of this 2037-nucleotide messenger RNA. RefSeq lists its product as uncharacterized. The coding region runs from base 1 to 2037 and encodes 678 amino acids. The transcript has 4 exons. The record is from RefSeq and is a predicted model, not a curated record. Lineage: Eukaryota; Viridiplantae; Streptophyta; Magnoliopsida; Brassicales; Brassicaceae.